AUGCUGGCCAUGCAGUGGAUUUCUGGCGAAAUGGAGCGAAUGGAGGAGGAAGGGUCUGAUGUGCAGUUCAAUUAUGAUACUGAGCUUGACGAUACAACCGAGGAAAUGAUUUUGCGAUCAUCGACCUGUGGUUUUGGUGAUUUUACCAUCUCAUUCCUUGGCCGCGUCUUCACGCUUCUCGAGAACUUACCAGAUGUAACUCGCGUUCGCAACGGCUCCCCAGAAGAGAACAUCGUGAACACACUGCCCGCCACCUUCAUGCCCCUCCUUGCUUCCCUUUCACCCGAAUACUACGACAUUGCCCUCUCCAAGAUCGUCGAUUUUGUGUCCAACCACGUUAUUCACCAGGCUCGAGACGCCAUGGCCUUCAUUUGCAAUGCACUUUGCAAGGUCAAUCCUGAAAAGGCGCUCAAACGCUUCAUCCCAGUUCUCACCCAAGCGAUUCGCACCGAAAUUGAGGAUAAUGGUGCCGGAUCGACACGAACAACUGGUACGGACGUUCUGCCUCGUGAUCGUGGUUUGGUUUGGAACGUCAGCAUGUUGAGCAUGUGUGUGGUUCAUGUUGGCGAUGCCGUCCUGGCUCAUCGCCAGGAGCUCUUUGACAUCGCAGUCUAUAUGCAGAACAAAUGUCGCGGUAUUCCGACCGUUCAUAUCUCCAAUUUCAUUCACCAUCUCUUGCUUAAUCUCACUGGCACAUACACCAGUGAUUACUCCCUCUACGAGAAGGCGGACACAGCUGGCGGAAUCGAGCCGAAACACUGGAGCUACAGCGCCGAUGUGCGAAAUCUCAACAUAAAUUGGCAUGUGCCUAAGCGCGAAGAGCUGGAGUUUGCCGUCGACGUCUUCAAAAACCAGGCCGAAUCGGCUUUGAAGCAUUUGACCGGUCUGACGAAUGAGACCUCGAGCAUCAAGCGAGACGGCAGCGGCAAGGAAUGGUCUGAUGAAGUUACCCGGAACUUGGUGCUUCUGCGACUGCUCCUCUCUGGUAUUUCUGUUCUCUUUGAUCCCAAGGCGGCGGCCAAGACCUCGCCCGAUAUCUUGAAGAGCGCAUCUGCCGUCUCUAGUGAGUUUGAGCAGGCUGAUGAUUCUGCUUUUUCGAAUGGAACAACCGAUGAAGAGACUGAGACUGCUCUCGAUAAUACUGAUGAGGCCCUUAUCAGGGAAAGUUUCCCUUACCCUACCGGAUAUCCGCUACAAGAAAGCGAUCCUCUCUACAACGCCAUCCAUGAGAUUCGCGAGCGAGCAGGUUGGGUCCUGCAUGAGACCCAUCGUUUCUUAAGUGACAAGCAGGAAGAUGAUGUGCCUUGUUUCGGAGCCCUCUAUUCGGCAUUUCGAUCCUGGUUUGUGGACGUUGGCAUCGAAAGAUCAGCUCACGUUCUGGACCGUGUCACACGACUUCUAGCUGCUGACAUUCACCCAUACAAGAUGAGCGGUAUUCGCAAAGACUACCCGAGAGCAUUGCUUGUGCGAAGGGCCAAUGUGUAUCACCUGCAGCGGCUCCGUCAUAAUGCUGCCCGCGUCCUCGAUCUAAGCUCGACGAAGUACUACUCUACGAUCUUGCUGAAUCCUGCGUCUCUCUGUACACAGAGACUCGACAGGGGCGUGAAGGAGAAUGACUAUGCGCGCAUCAAGGGUGCACUCUUCUCACUUCUUCUCAGCAGUGUUGCAAAGACAGCAGGCAGGAAUUGGAAGUUUACGCCGGCCUUAAUUCGGACCUUCAUCGAUGCCAGCGCUGUUGAUAAACCUUCUGUCCAGAAGAUCUGCUCUGGUGCCGUGUUCCAGAUUAUGGAUUACGGUCGCGCUAUGGAAAGGAUGGCUAUCCUCGAUCGCGACAUUGUGGAAGCAAUUGCUCCAAUUAACGAUUUCAGUGAUGAAAUUGAGCAGAAGCGAAAGGUUAUCAAUAAGAAACGUGCAACAAUCGAAAAGAAGAAGGCCGACCUUGCCGAAGAGCUAGUCAACCUAGCACGCGUCUCACACUGGAAGAUUGCUAGCCGUGCUGCGACAAUUGUAAUCACAAUGGGUCUGCGUUUUGACUACAUUGCCAGCCAGAAUUUGAUUGAACUGGUUACCCUUGGCUCGAUCGAUGACCAUCCCGGCCUGCGGGGCAUGUAUUCUCAGGCGCUCAUUGCGUUGUUCACGAUGAUUGACGUACGAGCUAUUUGCAGCCACGAGUACAAGAACUACAUUCUGGGCCACCAGCGGUUCCCUUCGAAGAUCAAGGUUGCGACGCGCCCAUAUGAGAAAGACUGGACACAGGAGUAUUUGACCAGCUUUGCCAACCCCGAGGCCGAAUACUACGUGGACCAUGAUUUCCCUGGAUGGCUGGUAUGGGGCAAAACUAUGCCCGCAUAUAAGUCUAACGUGGCUCGUGAUAUCGAGUACGACGAAGUUGAGUGGAACGUACGGACUCAAAUGGGCAAACUUUUCACCCGCGAGUGGUUCUCCAAGUUCUUCGCCUACUUGAAACAGGAGCCUAGAGAUCCCUCUGCAGACAAGUUCCGCAUGUCGUGCGCUAUGAUGCUCCUCUAUGCUUUCGAGCUUAUGCUUCGUGAUGGACUUACAGCUGUUUCAUUCAAGGAUAUCCAGGAAGAGAUCCAAAUUGUCUUUGAAGACGGUAGUGAUAAGCACCAGCACCGCGCCACUGCUGAGAUUCUUGGCGCCUUGAUCAGUUCAGUGACUGACUCGAGCGUGGAGAACCGCGCCAUGGUUUGGGAAUAUGCCUUCCCCAUCGUAAGGAAGGUCUUCACAGACGGUCUGACACCCGAAAACUCUGGGUACUGGACAACUUUCCUUCACAUGAUCCUUCAGUGUCGCGACCCGCGACGAGCCUGGCCUUUGGUCGAUUGGCUUGCUAGCUUCCGGCUAGACAUGUCAACUAACGCAGCUUUUAAGGAAAGCUCGAAGAUCAACCUGCUCCAUCAAUGCAUUAUCGACGCUGGCUGGCAUUUCCAGUUGGAGAAGCCGAUCGUCAAGGAUUUCCUCGCGCACUUGGAUCACCCCUACAAGGGUGUUCGUGAAGCCAUGGGUCAAACCCUUGCCACGAUCUACCGCACCAGGUAUCACGAGUCGUAUCCUGAUCUUCAACACCUCUUGGAUGCUCAGAAGUCCGCAUCAUCAGUUGGAAGCUAUCCAUACACUCCUUCCGAUGAGUUCUCAUCAAUGGUUCGCGGCGUUUUUGACCAAAUUGAAGAAUGGCGAAAGGCCAGAACCCCUGGUCAGCAAACGCCAACGUCCUACACAUCUGGCAGCAAAACUGUACUUCUUUGGCUGGAUUCAACCCUCUCCUCCCACGAAUGCACACAGUUGGUCCCCUUCUUCCCUGAUGUCUUCACCGCGCAGCUUCUGCAUAUGAUGGAUGUCAAGGAAGACCCUGAGCUCCAGUCUCUUGCCUACCAUGUUUUCCGCCACCUUCCUAACAUCCCCUACCCUGCCGAGAAGGACUCUGAGUUCAUUCAGUCCCUUAUUCGUAUUGGACAGACAUCCUUAUCGUGGCAUCAGCGUCUACGUGUCAUGAUUAAUAUCCAGAUCAUUUAUUUCCGCCGCCUCUUCCUGCUCGACCCUGCCGACCGGGAUAAGCUAUUCGAGUGCAUUGCAUCCAUGCUUGAAGACCCUCAGCAUGAAGUCCGCGCAGGCGCCUCGGCUACCCUCUCAGGAAUGAUUCGCUGCUCGCCCAUUUUCUUGCGUAACAAGAUGGUCAACCGAUUCCAGGAGCGUUUCACCAAACUCCUUGCGGAUAAUCCGCUUCCCAAAAAGCCGAAGAACUUCCGCUCUGGAAUUUCCUCUGCGGUCUCUUCUGGCGCCGGAACCCCUACCCCCGAGCACAACCGCCUGAUUAUUGUCCGUCACGGCGCGGUGCUGGGACUUGGCGCGUUGAUCCAGGCAUUCCCAUACAGCAGUCCCCCUCCACACUGGAUGCCAGAGGCUUUGACUACACUCAGCAUUAGGGCUGCAAAUGACCCUGGCGUCGUUGGUUCCAGUGUGAAGUCGAUAAUUAGUGAAUUCAAGAAGACCAGACAAGAUACCUGGCAUAUUGAUGCGAAGGCAUUUACACAGGAUCAACUUGAGGAUCUUUCGGGUGUUCUUUGGAAGAGCUACUUCGCUUAA
Penicillium cosmopolitanum is the source of this 4104-nucleotide messenger RNA. RefSeq names its product proteasome activator BLM10. The record is from RefSeq and is a predicted model, not a curated record. Gene Ontology annotation, cellular component: nucleus; cytosol. Gene Ontology annotation, molecular function: peptidase activator activity; proteasome binding. Bases 1 to 4104 code for a protein of 1367 amino acids. Gene Ontology annotation, biological process: proteasomal ubiquitin-independent protein catabolic process. The transcript is spliced from 3 exons. Lineage: Eukaryota; Fungi; Ascomycota; Eurotiomycetes; Eurotiales; Aspergillaceae.